This is a messenger RNA of Morchella importuna, 1656 nucleotides long. RefSeq lists its product as uncharacterized. Gene Ontology annotation, biological process: cell division. Gene Ontology annotation, molecular function: protein binding. Gene Ontology annotation, cellular component: anaphase-promoting complex. NCBI's taxonomy places the organism in Eukaryota, Fungi, Ascomycota, Pezizomycetes, Pezizales, Morchellaceae. The coding region runs from base 1 to 1656 and encodes 551 amino acids. The record is from RefSeq and is a predicted model, not a curated record. The transcript is spliced from 3 exons.
AUGGCUACGACAGCUCCGGAUCCGCAGCAGUUGCACCAAGCACUACAAACUGCUGUCGUCAAAUGCUCUGAACGCUGUCUGUACCAAGCUGCGAAAUGGGCCGCGGAAGCACUCAAUUCUCUCACGACUAUCGCAACCCCUCGCACCCCGCAACUCACCUACCCAGUUCCUACGCCCCAUGAAGCCCAAGAGCUACCUCAAUAUCUCCUUGCCAAAUCAUACUUCGACGUCCGCGAGUUCGACCGCGCCUCGUCAGUGCUCGCGUCCUGCACCUCCAAAAAGUCCCGGUUCCUCCACCUUUACUCCCGCUACAUCGCGGGCGAGAAACGCCGCGAUGAGGAAAGCGAGAUGAUUCUGGGCCCUCUUGACUCUGCGGCCACUGGCAACCGUGAGGUCCAGUUUGUGUUAUCUACGCUUGAAAUGGGAUUCGCGGAGCAGCCACCUACGGAGGAAGAGGAUGCCUGGCUGCUGUAUCUGUAUGGAAUCGUGUGCAUGAAACAGAAGAAUAUCAAACAUGCGAGGAAAGCGCUGUGCAAGAGUGUCUGCCUAUACCCGUAUAACUGGUCCGCAUGGCAGGAGCUCGGGAGCACGCUUGGCGGCCUUAGCGACCUCAAUGAGAUCCUCGAUAGACUCCCGAAUAAUGUCAUGACAAAUAUCUUUGUCCUCAACACCAACCAGGAGCUAUAUCAGACCGAUGACGGCGUGCAUAAGCAGCUCACAGAUCUGCUACAAAUCUUCCCGCGCUCGGCGUGGCUCAAGACACAGCGCGCGCUGUUGUUCUAUCAUGCGCGCGACUUUGAUGAGGCCGAACAGAUCUUCGAUGGCCUGAUAAAAGCAGACCCGUAUAGACUGGAUAGCUUAGACCAUUAUAGUAAUAUCUUGUACGUGAUGGAGCGCCGCCCCAAGCUCGGCUUUAUAGCCCAGAUGGCAACCGGAACAGACAAGUUCCGCCCUGAGACAUGCUGUGUCGUUGGCAACUACUAUUCACUCAAGAGCGAGCAUGAGAAGGCCGUGAUGUACUUCCGGCGUGCAUUGACGCUGGACCGCGCUUCAUUGAGUGCGUGGACGCUUAUGGGACAUGAGUAUGUUGAGAUGAAGAAUACGCAUGCCGCCAUCGAGGCGUACCGUCGUGCCGUUGAUGUAAACCGUAAAGACUAUCGCGCCUGGUAUGGCCUGGGUCUCUCCUAUGAAGUCCUUGAAAUGCACUACUACGCCCUCUUCUACUUCCAGCGCGCCGCCUCACUACGUCCCUACGACCCACAAAUGUGGCAAGCCAUGGGCAGCUGCUUCGACCGCAUGAACCGCCCCGGUGAGGCCAUCAAAGCCUACAAACGCGCCCUCGUCUCAUCCGCGCCCGCGAAGCAGGUAACCACCCACUUCGACCCCAGCAUUCUCCUGCAGAUUGGCUACAUGCACGAGAAGCUGCAGAGCGGCCGAGAAGCGGCAAGAUGGAUGGAGAUGGCACUUAGGGAGGAGGACGAAGUCGGGGUCACGGCGGCCACGAGUAAAGCCCGCAUGUGGCUUGCUAGGUGGGAGUUUGGGAACGCGAAUUGGGGCAAGGCGGCGGAGUAUGCGAAUGAGUUGUGUCAGGAUGGGGCAGAGCUUGAGGAGGCGAAGGCAUUGGUGAGGGAUUUAAGAAGUAGGAUGGAGAAGUAA